UACAUAGCUUCCUGCCCCCCAGCACUCUUGGCUGCACCAUGACACUGACUGUCCACCUCUCCUACUUUCUGGUCCUGUUGGCGGCAGGGCAAGGCCGCGACUCCCUCCUCAAGGAUGCAGGUCCCCGACCACUGGAGCUGACAGAAGUCUUCAAGCUGUUCCAGACCAAGUACAACCGGAGUUACUCAAACGAAGCAGAGUAUGCUCGCCGUCUGGACAUCUUUGCCCACAACUUGGCCCAGGCUCAACGACUGCAGGAGGAAGAUUUGGGCACAGCAGAGUUUGGGGAGACUCCAUUCAGUGACCUCACAGAGGAGGAGUUUGUUCAACUCUACGGGCAUCAGAGGGCGCCUGAAAGGAUCCCCCACAUGGUCAAAAAGGCAAGGUCUAGAAAGUGGGGGGGACCAGUGCCCCCCAGCUGUGAUUGGCGUAAGGCAAAAAACAUCAUCUCAUCCAUCAAGAACCAGGAAAACUGUGGGUGCUGCUGGGCCAUGGCAGCAGCGGACAACAUUGAGGCCCUGUGGCACAUCAAACACAACCAGUUUGUGGAAGUCUCUGUGCAGGAGCUGUUGGACUGUGACCGCUGUGGAAAUGGCUGCCAGGGCGGUUUUGUGUGGGACGCAUAUAUGACUGUCCUCAACAACAGUGGCCUGGCCAGCAAAAAGGAUUACCCAUUCCAGGGACGCCCCAGCCCCCGUGGGUGCCUAGCCAAGAAGUACAAGAAGGUGGCCUGGAUCCAAGAUUUCACCAUGUUGAAGAGUAAUGAGCAGGUGAUUGCAGGCUACCUGGCCACCCAUGGCCCCAUCACCGUGACUAUCAACAUGAAGCUACUCCAGGGUUACCAGAAGGGUGUGAUCAAGGCCACGCACACUAACUGUGAUCCCCAACACGUGGACCAUUCUGUCCUGUUGGUCGGUUUUGGCAGAGACAAGGAGGGCAUACAGUCAGGGACAGUCUCAUCCCAGGCUCACAAACCCCGCCGCUGGGUCCCAUACUGGAUCCUGAAGAACUCCUGGGGAGCUGAAUGGGGCGAGAAGGGCUACUUCAGGCUAUACCGGGGAAACAACGGCUGUGGUAUCACCAAGUACCCAAUCACCGCUCAUGUGGACCAUCCGGUUAAGAAGUCACCAAUCUCUUGCCCACCUUGAGGCCAGCAGCAAGCACUCAGCCUCUCCUACUUGGCCACUGUCCUCGUCAGCCUGACCCUGAGGUUCUUCCUGGCUUCUCCAUCCUCUCUGUAUGGCUUCAUAAACCUAGAUAUGAUCCCUG
This is a messenger RNA of Myodes glareolus (Bank vole), 1269 nucleotides long. It is a transcript of the gene Ctsw, whose product is annotated as cathepsin W. The record is from RefSeq and is a predicted model, not a curated record. Gene Ontology annotation, molecular function: cysteine-type peptidase activity. NCBI's taxonomy places the organism in Eukaryota, Metazoa, Chordata, Mammalia, Rodentia, Cricetidae. Gene Ontology annotation, biological process: proteolysis.